Molecule: messenger RNA, 3404 nt
Organism: Schistocerca piceifrons (Central American locust)
Lineage: Eukaryota; Metazoa; Arthropoda; Insecta; Orthoptera; Acrididae
Product: protein ALP1-like
Exons: 4
Coding region: 37-1113 (358 amino acids)
Source: RefSeq, a predicted model, not a curated record
AUUAAGAGGAGAAACGCUGGGAAAGGUGUGCUCUCCAUGCUUCAUAAAGAGUUGAGGAUAGAAGAUCGCACAUCCUUUGCAAAUUUUAUUCGAAUGGAUGUAUCGGUAUUUGAAGAACUGCUUCGAAUGGUUUCGCCUUUGAUUCAGAAGAAAGACACUGUGAUGCGUCAGGCAAUUACGGCGCGGGAAAGGCUUGCUGUCACACUGCGUUUCCUAGCGACCGGAAACACUUACAAAGAUUUGGCCUAUUCUACACGAAUAGCGAACAACACGCUCUCCCGUAUGAUACCAGAGACUUUGAUGGCCAUAGCAAGCGUGUUAGGAGAUAAUGCGAUACAGUGUCCACGUGAUCCUGCCGAGUGGAAAGUAAUAGAAGAUGGGUUCCACAGCCUCUGGCAAUUCCCGCAUUGCAUUGGAGCACUUGAUGGGAAACACGUCAAGUUUAGGCCUCUGCGCUCUGAUGGUUCAUCAUUCAGAAACUACAAAGGUCACGACAGCAUAGUUCUUUUAGCUCUAGUAGAUGCUAAUUAUAAAUUUUUGUUUGUGGACAUUGGCAGAAAUGGAAGAAUGAAUGAUGGUGCAAUAUUCAGAGAGAGUGCCUUGUUCGUGAAACUCAUGGAUGGUUCAUUAAAUUUGCCACCAAAGUCUCCACUUCCAGGUAGUGACAUCUGUGUUCCCUACAUGUUUGUGGCAGAUGAUGCUUUUGCGUUAAAGGAAAAUUUAAUGAAACCAUAUCCUGAACGUGACAUGACACCUGAAAAAAGAAUUUUUAACUACAGAAUUUGUAGAGCACGUAGAGUUGUGGAAAAUGCCUUUGGCAUAAUGUCAAACAAAUUCAGAAUUUUGCUGCAGACUAUUCCACUAUCUGUUUCCAAAGUAGAGCUCAUUACAAAAGUGUGUUGUUUGCUACAUAAUUUUGUACUUGCCAGAAACUCUCAAGGAUAUAUCCCGCCAAAUGUAGAUGAAUUACCAUGUCUUCCUGGCAUUGCUACUCAGGGUGCAAAUCAUAGUGCAGCCAGUGCAAGAGAAGUGAGACAACAUUUGACAUGGUAUUUCAAUACUGUUGGCAGAGUUCCAUGGCAGGAAAGGUGUGUUCAGGAAGGUAACAGAUAAUGGUUUACUAUGUUUCUGAAACAUUACCUUAUUCAUUGUUUCAUUUUCAGUCCUUUGGCAUAUUGACUGUGUGUGUGUGUGUGUGUGUGUGUGUGUGUGUGUGUGUGUGUGUGUGUGUGUGUGUGUGUGUGUGUGUGUGAGAGAGAGAGAGAGAGAGAGAGAGAGAGAGAGAGAGAGAUAAAUAUAAAUUUAUAUGUAUCUCAAGCAAUGAUUGGAACCUGUGCAAGACCUUGGAAAAAUCUGAUCUUAUUUUGUAUAACAGCUCCACAAUUAAUUACCUGGGACAUGUAGAGAGCCACUAUUAUGAAAUAAUAUUUUUCUUUGAUGGUUAUGAAGAAGGUACGGAAAGACCUACUACACAUUUAUGUAUCCCAAAUUAACAGUUUUGGAAGAUAAUUUUGUGGUGACUGUAUUUGUGGUAGUAAGGUACUGCACAAUAUUUUUUUCUGAUUGAUAGCACUUGGAUUUAUAUGCUUAUUUUUAUUUUACUUAUUUAUUCAUUCAUCGAAGGAUCAUCUAACAAUUAUCUGGUAUUUGUCACCAUAAUACAAUGGAAAGACAUAGUUUGUAAAUAUACAUAUAUGUGUACAUAUAAGUAUGCUUUUGGGAUAGGACAGCUGGUUGGUUGUGGCCUUGACAGAACCUUGAUGAGGGGUAACAUAAAUCAGGAUGGCCAAAUAGGGCCUGCUCCAACCUCUAAAAUAUGAGGUUACUAUUUUAACAGUUGGAUUGGCUCAUCUGUUUAACCCCUAUUGUACAGUGUUCUUUGAUUUAAGUACUGUCUGUUCCAGGUAACUUAUAAUACAAAUGUGGUUUUACUGUUCACUUUUGGUUGGACAUGGAACAGCAUUUAGUGAUAACUCUGGAUCACAAAUUUGCUGCUUUACACCGUGCUCUAACUUUAGUCUGCUUGGAAAACUGGCUCCACACUGGUAGACAUACUUCUAUUCCCACCUUUGUCUUGAGUCUUCAUCCCCUGUUAUUCACUUCAGAUAUUGGCACAGGAUUACAGUAUUUUACAGUGUCGGGAUGAUGUUAUCCCAUAUCACUAUUAACCACUUCCAUUAACACUGUAUCAGUGAUUCCCAACCUUUGUGAAACAAUGUUUCUGCAUGGAGUCAGAUAUUAGCUACUACCCUUGCACACCAAUUUUUGUUGCUACUACUUUUUGAUAACCUCUUUUUUUUAUAGAAUGAUGUUGGUAGUCUCAGAACAACAUGUUAAAAUUGGUUCAUUGUACUCCUGUUUGUAAACCAGUUGAUUUUUAGACUCCUUGCGUUUGAAAUACUAGUAACUAGAAGACACCACUUUGCUACUGUUCUGCGUGAGAACUGAAUAAUAAUAAUAAUAAUUUGUGUGGCACAAUGGCAAAGUGCCUUUCUUUUGAUGUGAUGCCACUUCGGCAACUUGCACAUUCCUAAUCUAAUCCUGUUAUCAAGAUGGGACAUGUCAUUUUUGGCAGCUCCUCACAUCACUGAAAGGGGAAUGCUACACUGAAGGCCAACUGAAAAUUUUUGUGGUCUGAACAGCCUUAAAUUUUGCUUCCUGUUUUCAGGCACACUAUCACUAGCCUCCUUUAGCAGUGUAAGAACAAUUACCUACUUUCUAUUAAUUUUGAUGUAUGUUUGAAACUGCAAAGAGAAUAAUGAAGCAAUAUAUGGUUAAGAGAACUAUGUACAACUCUGAGAAUAUAUUUAGGCAUUUAUGAGGUCUCAAUGUUGUCAUAGAUGGCUGCUACAAAGUGUGUGCAUUUUUUUAUCAGUUGCAUAAAACUUUCUUAAUCAGUAUGCAUGUAUUCAAGAAUAUUGUCUAUAUUUCUAUUCAGACAAUAGGUGUCUGUUUUUGUGUGUAAGAGAUUUUCUGCUGUUCGUUUCUGAUUUUCUGUUCCAGAUGCAGCUACCGAUACACCAACUACAUGAUAGGAUUCACGUUCAAGAAUGCUUGUGAAGUGUUCUGAAGGAAAUACUGUUGCAGUUCAUGUGUCCAUAUUUAAAAAGUGUACAGAACAAAGCAGCGAUGUAAAGACAUUUUUUACUGUGUGUGUGUGUGGGGGGGAUUGAGCUAACUGUAGCCAUUAUAGCCAUUAUAUAUGUUAUGGGAUUAUUUGUUUACUAAGUAAAUAUCAAGCCAUCCUGACUUGGGUUUUCGUGGUUUCCCCUUGUCGCUAAGGUGAAUACCGGGAUGAUGUGUCUAAAAUGCCACGGCGGACUUCAUUCACGAGUGUGUCACAUUAUGUAUUUCUCUGAUACAGUUGUUAAAUUUUAAUAGGCAAAUACAAUGCAUAAACAGAA